GUUGGAUAUAAUUAACUUGUUGAAUGGAGAGUAACAACACUUUGAAAAUCUCUUUUGAUUGGGAAAAAGAGGAGAUUAAUUGUAAUCUAGAGCAGGAUUAUAUUAGAGAAAGAAAGGAAUCGGACUCUAAUUGAUCUAUAAACAGUUUUUGAUGAGAUAAAAAUGAUAAAAUGGCAAUGAGUCCUUUGAAGAACAAAGGUAAUCUGAAAGUAAAUCAGAAAGAACAGUUUGUUGAAGAACUUAGAGACGUAAGAGUACUCACUAAAAGACAGAGAUUCCAGAACAAAAGAUUGAGUUUAUAUUAUUGUAAAAAGUAUUCUGCCUCUCCUAAUGCAGGAAAGGUAGCUCAGUUUAUAAGAGACUCUCACAAUGUACAAGAUGAAUCACCAAGUUAUGUUUCUCCUUCAAAUAUCUUUGAGGGAAGCAAAAAUGCUCGAGUUGAACACUCAUCUCCAGAAUACCCUCUUGAGAACCUUGAUGAACAAGUUAUGGUUACCAUGCAAGAUGUGAUGCCAGGCAAGAGGGUUUGUAAUUAACUUAAUUUUUGAAAUUCACUUACUUUAAUACUUGCAAAUAUUUCUUCCUGAGCGGUGACCAAUCCGUAUAAAUUCUUUAUACCCGAUUCUAAUAGCCAAAUGUAGACUUUUAAAGCGGUAAAGUUUAGUAGAGCAUCUAUAGAGCAUUACUUGCUUCCAAAUGUACUGGGAUAUCAUCCUAAAGAGUCUCGUUUACUUCUAAGGUAUUAGGGGUAUUUGAAUAGUUGGCCCUAACUACUCAGACAAUGAGGCAUCUUUGUUACCUCAUUUCAAUUCGUCUGUGAAAAGUCACUGAUAUUACUAGUUCUGGGAAUACUUUAAUACACUGCAUGCCUGCUCUACGGGGAUGUUUCAUAACUUGAAGAAAUUAUUUGCCUAAUGAAAUAGAGAUCCACCGUGGAUUUUACGCAAAAUAGGGAUCGAUCAUUAAGGUCUUAACUAAAGCAACGCUCAGGAGUGAAGUCUGAACAAUAUUGACUCUAGAUACCUUCUUUUGUAAAUCAUAGUUUGCUUUAUUACAUUUGGCUUGAAUGAUAUCCUUAUGUCUUUGAUAUGCUGGGGAACGUUCGAUAGAAUUAGCUCUUAAAAUUAAGUUCCUCUUCAACUUAAUUUCAUGAAUUAUUUAGUAUGAAGUCCUAAUGGUUUUAGAUGCUAAACCUUAAAUUCAAUAGCCAUCCUUAAAUCGACUUUCACCAUCCCAUUUUUGAGAAAUACUAAACGCAAGGAUAAAUUUAGGAAUAAAGCUGGAAGUAAUUUUGGAAGAAUAAGAAAUAUUCAAAGAGACCAUAUAUAAUUAUAUCUUUUCAUUACGAAAAGAUUCCAUCUUUCUUCCCAUUUCUAAACUAAGUUCUGGCUGGCAAUCUUGAAGGUAAUCAUCAGGUAUUGACCUCCUCACAGGUAAAUACUUUGGAUUCAUAGAAAGCAAAUCGAGAAAAAAGAAUUUGGAUGAAGACUGUGGCUUAAUUAUGCUAAAGAACUUCAGACACCUUUCGUUAGUAUUUCGACAAAAAUUUUGAAUUCAUAGACUGGUAUUGACUUGUGUAGAGACAUCAAGGAUUCAUAAACCUAAAAUGCCUGAUGAGCAUUUAUUUAGGCUCUUGGAGUUGGCUAUUGUCUCAUUGUGGUAGGGAAAUUCCUCCAGGCUAGAUAGUAUUUGUACGGAAGGCACCAAUCUAGGAAAGCAGUGAAAAAGCGGACCAUUGAAGUUAUUUAUACCAAAACUUGACUACUGGCGCAAUUGGCGAUUUUAACUAAAAUUUCCGAUUAAUAAGGCUUAGCACCUCGGAAAUGUUACUUAAGAGCCUCAAACUCUUUGGGUGUGAUGUGAAGGAGCAUAUUAAGACUCUUGAUAAUUUAGCUGCCAAUCAGAGAGCCUCAUGCCUAGUCCGCUAUUUUAUUGGAGAAAUAAGGGACUAUAGAGAUUCAAAAUCACCGACAUUUCGAGAUUUGAUUGUUAAUAAGUUAAGCACGGUGGGAGAAAAAAUUGAAUGAUGCUCUUCUUCGAGAACUUUGGCAAAUCUCUGUUCUUCGUUCGGGAUACAUCAACACUGUAGUUUUUAAAGGCUCAGCUUCAUAGUUGUAACUGCUAGAUAAAAAUUGAAACCACUUAGGACUCUUUAAUAUUUUCUUUCUCUAACUAUUUUGGGUCUAAAUUUAUUGUAACUUUUAAUGAAAAGUCGGCUCUUAGCAAUAGAAAAUAUUUGAAAUUAGAUUCUUCCAGCUAAUUGAGCUUCAAGGUCCUCUCCAAUAUCACCUUCAUUUGUAAACUUAUAAUUGUUUGCUACCCACAACUCAUGAAAAACUGAAUAGCUACAAUGCCGUGAUAAGAGAGAUC
Moneuplotes crassus is the source of this 2370-nucleotide messenger RNA. NCBI's taxonomy places the organism in Eukaryota, Ciliophora, Spirotrichea, Euplotida, Euplotidae. The record is from the annotation of a GenBank genome assembly.